AUGUUGAGAAGUGACAAAUAUAAAACUCCUGCGUACACGCAACUACAUGCUCAAAUGCGAUGCGUUUUCUCCUCAGAGAGCCGUUCGUCGUGCGGCGGUGGCGACGGGUCGGAAGGUGAAGAGCGCACGUCGUGGCGCGUUACGCUGGACCACGACCUGGUCGAGACGCUGAGCGCCAUCUACCCCGAGUGGUUCAAACAGCCCCGUCGCGAGCGCAGCCGGCCCGCCUCGCCUGCGUCCCCUAACUCGCCUAAUACGCCGGCGACGUCGCCUGAGGACGACAUCUUCAGCUCGGGUGCAGAGGAUAUGGCUGGUCGUCAAGCUAGCAGUAGCGGCGCGAGUGAGCCACCGAGCUCCCCGCCGCGAGUGUCCCCCCCGAAGGUGGUCGUCGACGACAGCCCCUUGCAGCCCGCUAUGGGCAAACACAAGGAAUCGUUGAAGGUGAAGCUGAUGAUGCGCCGCCCGAUAAAUCAGUUGGUCGCGCAAGGGAUCAUGCCACCGUUAAAAACACCGCCCGCGUAUUUCAAACAAAGCGUGCAGCUGGCGCGCGCGAAGACCGGAGAUUUGUUGAAGGCGAAGAUUCAGAGCAGGCCCAAUCGUCAGGAGCUCGAACGAAGACAUAUACUGGAACAGGAGAGCCAUGUUGAUCCAAGCUUAGCGGAGAAACAGCGUAUGCUGAAAAAGGCCCGCCUUGCGGACCAGCUCAAUGACCAGCUCUCACAUCGGCCAGGACCUCUAGAACUUAUCAAGAAAAAUAUACUACAUACAGAAGAAAAUAUAGAAACUGCUGUCAAAAGCGGUAGUCUAGCCUUCAAAGCAACAAGCGAGGGUGCCUCAGGAAGGCCUCAACAUCCCUCUUCCUAUUGUGGCCCACCUGAAGAGAUCUCACCCUCCCCAUCACCACCAUCGAUCAUAUCCCCAACUAGUGUUUCUCAGUGCAACAUACAGCACCCAGCUCCGGGUAAAGCAAACCGUAGAAAACCAAAAAUAAAAGAAAAGUGCAAAUCGCGGUUUAAGUUCCACGAGUAUAAGGGUCCACCGAAUGCGCAAAAGUCGACCUCACCGCCUGGAUCUGACGAGACCCCAUAUGAGCUCUUACUGCAGCAACAACAGUUGUUGUUACAGUUAAUGCUGCCGGCGUCACCAGCACCCUCCUCUACUUCCAUAGCGUCCGACUCAUCUGACGCUUUACCCGCUCCUCCUCCGCCACCGCCCCUGCCUGUCACUAGUAACUUCGUGAACUCCCGCUUCGAAGACAUGAAAGUGUCUGAUUUACGUGCCGAGUGCAAGCGUCGAAAUUUAAGAGUCUCUGGUCCCAAGCCCCAGCUUAUAGAUCGCUUACGACCGUAUCUCCUGGAUAAUAUGCUAGAAGAUUCGCCCACAUCCCCGGUAUCCCUCGCUUCACCUGAGACUAAGCCAGACCCUGAGUCAGAGGAUAUAGUUCAAUCGCAACGGAGAUUGAUCGAAGAAUUAGAACGUCAGUUAGAAGAGUCUAGACAACAGUUAGAAGCUGUGCGUCGCGAAGCUGCCGGUGCUAGCGAUCAAAGUCGCAGGUUGCUGCAGGCACAUCUAUGUGUCACACAGCUUAGAGCGAAACUAGACGCUCUCCAACAGCCCGCCGCGCCCAAUCCACCGCAGCGCUAUGUGAUAGCCACGCCGGACACUGCUCCAGAUCGUCUCGUCCGUCUUUUCACGGUCACUCCUCCAACAACCGAAGUGACUUCCGAUAAUCAACCCAAAACUAACCCGGCGUACAUUUUAAAUGGGGUAAAAGUGGUACCUAUCGCGAUCCUACCAACACAUUUUGAACCGGAACAGGCACCGCCACCGCCUCCGCCCCCGCCGCCUCCACCGCCGCCGAUGCCACUUACCCCCCUAUCUACCAUUCAAGAUAGCGAAGAUAGUCAGAUUAUGGAUGAUGUUCUGGAGAUACUUGUGGAGAACGGUGAGCUUCCACCGUCGGCCGUUGGUGACGUCGCAUCGAAUAGAUCUAUAGACACGGGGUACUUAACGGCUAGUCCAGGCGAUUUUACUCCCACUGACGUUUUAACUGACGACGUCUUGAGCGACAGUCACGUUCGGGACUCAUUAGCUGCCGAUGAAUUGCAGAGAGAACUAAAUGAGAUACAAAACGAAAUUAUGAGUCACGAUCUAUCUUCAGUCGGAGAUAUCAAAUGCGACGUCGAUGGCAUCGACCACGAUCUCAACGUCGAUAUGUUAGCGACCAACGAGUUUAAUGCUAAUUUUGCCGAUUGCAAUUCUACAUCGGACAAUGACUUCUUCGGCUCUCUCUUGGCCGGCGACAAUGAGACACACGGCAUGGACAUUGACGAUGACCAGACGGAGAGGAUGACCAUGACUCCGCUCACAAACGGUGAUAUAUUGGACACCUCGAGAACCGAUUUUCCCGAUAUAAAUGAUUUGUCUUUACCUUUCCACAAUGAGGACACGCGUCACGACACGUUCGAUGAUCGCCCCUGCGAUAUCGACUUCAAAGAAUUCGGCAUUGAUUUGGGCAACAGCGUCAACAUGGACACCGAAUGCUACAUGAACAAUACGUUUCCGAAUUUGUUCGGUCGCGGUCACAUGCCGCCGUGCGACCCUCUCCUCGGCGGUAUACUGUCGCGCCCCGCGCCGCGUCCCGCCUGCAAAAUAUACUCUUGGGAGAAAAGCGAAUACGACGCCACUUGA
Leptosia nina is the source of this 2691-nucleotide messenger RNA. Lineage: Eukaryota; Metazoa; Arthropoda; Insecta; Lepidoptera; Pieridae. The record is from the annotation of a GenBank genome assembly.